AGGAUAGGCUGCCGGUAAUCGCUAAUUGGGCCAUUCAAUGGAUCAUUCUGGGAAAGGCUUCAUGCACGACUGCAGUCUUGGCUAAGGCUGAAUAUCUCCCAACCCAGGACCCCCGCUUAAGGGCGUUCGGAGUCGACUGGUUUGACCUCACCUCACCUCUUUCAUCUCUCCUCACCCGCGGUCAUGUCAUUCACCCAGCUUCCAAAUGAGAUAAUACUACUGAUAGCACGGGGGCUAAGCGACUUCCGAGACCUCAGCGCCCUCCUCCGCACAAGCAGACGCCUAGCGUCCCUCCUCAGCUCUGAAAUAAUCAACGCCGUUUUCCGCAGCAAUCGCGCCGGUAGAUACGCUGGAAAGCUUCUAUUUAGCGCCGCUAGCCGUGCGGACGAGUCUACAUGCGAGUACCUCAUCCGAGAGAAAAGAAUCCUCAAUGUGGCAUAUUUCAGCCACGGCACGGUCCUGCAUGCCGCGAUAUCGAGCGAAAGCACCACCAUCCUCCGUACAAUCCUGAAGUACCCGGGGAUUGACGUGAAUCAGCCAGACCCCGACGGGAGAACCCCGCUAUUUUACGCGGUGGAGUUGGUCCAUGCUGCGGCGGUACGACUCCUCCUGCAGCGAGAGGAUAUAGACGUUAAUUUUGAAUCCGACACUUUUAUGAAUGCCUUGCGUUUUGCGGUUUCCGAGGACUACGAUGAGCUGGCUCUCGCGCUGUUGGAGGACCCGAGGACGGAUGUCAAUCACCGGGGGCGUGAUGGACUGCCGGUGCUGCAUUCGGCUGCCUGUGGAGGUCAUUAUCGGACAGUUAGGGCACUUUUGAUGCACAGGGAUAUUCAGGUCAAUACUGUGACGAGAAACGGAGACACACCGCUGCAUCUGGCGGUGCGUAAGGGCUAUGAUCGGGUGGUUGGGGCACUUUUGAAGCACAGGGAUAUUCAGGUCAAUGCUGUGACGAGAAACGGAGACACACCGCUGCAUCUGGCGGUGCGUAAGGGCGAUGAUCGGGUGGUUGCGAAACUUUUGAAGCACAGAGAUAUUCAGGUCAAUACUGUGACGAGAACCGGAGACACGCCGCUACGCUUAGCGGAGGCUGGUCGGUUUGGAGAGGUGGCGCAGGUUCUGAUUGCCGAUGAGCGGGUUGAUGUCAAAUGGGAGAGACUGCAGACUGCAAGGCUCUACCUCUGGAUGUACCCGCCUCAGGAGUCAGCCAGUUAUCGCGGAUGCUCACUCUUCUGCUAUGACCAGACGACUUUGAUCCAUACUAGUGGCAGGUGGUCUUAUCCUGUGCCCCCAUUUUACCGGCGAUACAGAUGAUGGUUCUAUUUAGCGACGAAUGUACUAGUUUAUUACCUCAUUAAAAAGAUGUGCCUGAGAGUUCGGAAGUCCAGAGGUGAGAUAUGGUGAAGAGAGGUAAACAGUAUUGGGGAGACGUAAGAAGCAGCGAGGAGAUAGAAGGGAACGGGGAGAAGAGAGCGGAGGAGAAUGGAAGGAGAGAAAAAGGAAGGCGGAAUUUUUUGAUCUAUAUAUAUAAAGUUGCCUAUUCGCCCCAUGGGGCUAGCGAGAGACUGCGAGGGGCUGCACAAGUGAUACUUCCUGAGUUCAGUUCUGGUUAGGUUUUUUCCUUUUUCUGGAAGCAGGUGGAGGACUGUAGCAAUUGCGCUGGUGCAGAUGAUCUCGAAGUUCAAAUUGUGAACACGCUCUCCAUUUGGGGAUAAAUUUCAGAUUUUGCCCGGUGCCUUAAAAUUGGACAGUGGAAAUAUCGCGCAACCCGAGGAAGCGCCACUGGGGUAGUAGCCAUAUCUUCUGACCUC
Messenger RNA from Tuber aestivum (summer truffle), 1808 nucleotides. The record is from the annotation of a GenBank genome assembly. NCBI's taxonomy places the organism in Eukaryota, Fungi, Ascomycota, Pezizomycetes, Pezizales, Tuberaceae.